UACUAAUUCGUUAAGUUAAAAGCUAAAAAAUCAUUGAUUCUUUUAAGUGGCGUUAUUUUUUGAAUUGUUCGCGCGAAAAACUUUAGAACUAUAGAAACAACUAUACAUCUAAUCUGGAAAAAUCACUAAUUUCUUUUGAUCCAAUAAAGAAUAUGCUAAUUUUAUCUUAAUUUUAAAUAACUACAUAGGCAACGUGGAUGCAUAAGUACUUUGGUCAAUUUUGACGUAAGGGUAUUAAAUAAUGUUUAAAUUUCCGAAAUUGCUGUAAUGUUUUAGUAUUCAAAAUACCGGUCUGGAAGUUUUCAAAAUAUUGGGAAGAGUAUACGUGUGGUUUAUUGUGAUUAAUACUUUGUUGUUAAUCAUAUGCAGGGAAUAUUAAUACAUCCGGCAUGACAGUCACUUUUAUAGAACUUUAUAAAUAAAACUUGUUUUAGGUUAUGUAGAGAAAGUAAUUUAUUAGUGUGAAUAUUAAAACAUAUUGAAUUAAAUAAAUUCUUUCAAUAUAUAAAAAUGGGCUUGCUAUUAGGAAAAUUAGGGAAAAAGAAGUCAGCUAUAGAGGAACUGGAAGGUAUUGAUAAGGAAAUUAAACAUUUAGAAGAAUCACGAAAAGAUACGGAAUUAACGAGAAGAAGAAUUGUUGGUCGCUUUGUAUUAGUUUCAGUGAUAGUGUAUAUAUUGGUGGCAUUUAUAUUUUAUUUUUUCUUCUUUCCGGCUUCAUUUUAUGACCGCCUCUACUACAUUAUGCCCCUAAUUGUUGCUCCUGUAAUAAUUAUUGUUUUAAAAAGAACAAUGGCUUGGUAUUUCAAUAAAAAAAUUACAAAAGCCCAGACAAAAUUAUCAAAAUUGCAAGAAGAGAAGAAGAGACUUAUUGACAAAGUUAUGGAGACUGAAACUUACAAAGUAGCAAAACAAAUCUUAGAUAAAUAUGCACCAGACCAAAAUAAAAAGCCACCUAUUGCCACUUCACUUACACCGUACACACCAUCUGCAGGACUUCGUCAAAGAAAUCUUCCAAAAGAUGCUACACCAGCUGUCACUCCAGGAAAACCUUUGCAACCGUUUAAACAAACGGCUUCAAGAGGUUCUGCUCCUUCAAUUUUCAGCACCCCUGUCAUACGACCCAACAUUUCUAGAACUUCGGUGCCUACACUGCCAAAUCUCAAUCCAAAACAAGGGCCCCCUUUUGCUGUGCCACCUCCUCAAACUCCGUCCAAUGUUUUAGCUACCAUUCCUCCCACACCAACGGCACCAACACCUAAAAGCAUUUUACCCAGAGAUAGAUCGGUUUUUGACAAAAUGGUCGAUUACCUAGUGGGUGAUGGACCUUCUAAUCGUUAUGCUCUUAUUUGUCAGCACUGCUACAGCCACAAUGGAAUGGCACUUAAAGAAGAGGCCAAAUACACAUCUUUUCGUUGUUGUUAUUGCUACGCUUUUAAUCCCGCUCUUGUGAAAAAACCUCAAGCCCCCAAAUUAGAAUAUGGUAGGUCAUCUCCUAUUACUUUGAGACGCCAUUCAACAUCCGAGUCGGAUAAAAACGAAUCGAGCGAAACCGAAGAUGAAGAAAUAAAAAAAGCAAUAAAAUCAAGCUCUCAUAACCAAGGCACUGAAUCCUCGGAAGGGGACGCGGGAAAAGAUUUCGGGAAUUUUUCUGAAAUAGAAAGGAAAUUUUCCGAAAUUGAGUCAACUAUAGCGGAAAUAAAAAAGGCAGAGGUCGAAUCUACAGACGAGGAGAUUCUAAAUGAAACUAAUAGAAAGGAGUCGAAUUUACCUGAGAAUGAGCUCGCUUCUUUUGAAUUUGUCAGUAUUACUAAUACAAAUGAAGAAAGUCAGUCAUUAAUGAACUCAGAAGAUAACAAGGAAUCCCCGGAUGAAAAUAAGACAGAAAUGAGAAUCGAAAAUAGUGAAAACAUAAAACAGGAACAUGACAAUGCAAACCAAAAAUACGAGGAGGCUAGUACAUCUCUUUGUCCUACUAAUGAAGACUGAUCUAAAGAUUAGCAGUUAACUUUUCACGCCGUUUCCAUUACAAAUAUCGAUUAUAUAUUUUCUUAAUUUAUUUUUGUUUUUAUUUUAGUUAUGUCUUGCUGUACAAGACGUACAGGAUGGCCAAUAUAUAUUUGGAGUUUAUGUUGCUAAGAACAUUACUAAAACCAAGUAACGGCACAUUUUUUAGUUUAAAUUUGAAGAUAGAUGAGUAUGAAAAUAUUUCAUUUUCUUUUGGAUUCUAUAAAUUAAAAAGAAAAGCAAUAAAUUAUUUUUUAUUUAUGUAAUUAUUGUAUUUGUACUAUUGAUCUACUUUUACAUAUUGAAGUCAAUUUUGUCAAAGAGUUGUUAUAAAACUAAUAUUGAAUCAAUUUUAAGUUAAAAACUGCCAGUGUUUUGAAAUGUCAUCUGUGUUGCGCCACCCUGUACAAUAUUAAUUGCAAAUUGGUAUAUUAUUUGUUAUUCCUUUUUUUUUUUCAAACCAAUGCUGUUCCUUUUGAAUGUAAAAUUACAUCAUUUCAUAAAGAAGUGCCAAAAAGUCUGGUCAACAUAUGUAAAUAUUCGUUAAAUAAUUUUAGAAAUGUCACUAAGCGAUGACGAUAUUUGAUAAAAAUUGACUAUUGUACGAGACACUGUCUUCCUGAAAAGAAACUGUAAAAAUACAAAAUAUACACUAUUACUAGAUAAUGAAUACUGACUCGUAAAAACUAUUGCUUUUCAGUUAUUUAUUUUUUUUGCGCAAUUUCUGAUUGUUAAUUAUUUAUUUUCCAUCACAUUACUAAUCCAAAAAAAUAUUUCUUACAUUUAUAUUCUUUAUACUCACAACACGUACAAUAAUGCUAAUUGUACAACAAUACAAUGGCACUAUGUUUAUACCAGUUUCCUUAGAUUUUAUUAUAUUGUUGUUUAUUCGCAUUUAUAUAUAAAGGAAACUACUAAAUGGAGUGACCUGUAGGACUUAAGUAGCUUAUAGUAGAUUGAAUUAUACUUUAACCUGAAUAUUGUGCACUUAAUAGUGAGGACAUGGGCUAAUUGUUCGAGCUCCUUAAAUACAUAGCAUAUGACUAGGAUCCUUUACUGUUUUGAACAUUACCUACACAAAACAUAUGCCAGGUCAAUCUUAGUAGUUUCCUUUUGAGUAAUUUUUGAAAUAAUAAUUAUGGAAAGAUUCAACAUUGAAUACACACAUAGUGAAGUAGUAAAGACAAUGAAACAAUAAAUAAUAUACAGUUAUAUCAGUCAGACCUAAACAAUACUUAUAUUAGUUUGAAAACUUUUGUGUUAUUUGCCCCUGUGGAUAUUUAAUUAUUGUAGUGAGCACCUACUCUGUUAACGUACUGGUAAGAGAAGUGCUUUUUUUAACGUACUAAAAAUGUAAUGUGAAUGAAUCUUAUAGUGGAUUAAUAUUGCAUAAAAAAAAACGUUGUACAUAUAAAAUAAUUGUACACAAUAGUCAAAGGCUUGAAGUAUUAAUAGCGAAAUUUUUCAGAUUGGUAAAAACAGUUUGUAAAACAAUAAAUAAAUAAUUAUUGGCUAUGGAUUUUAUGAAAAGUUAAUUAUAUAUAUGUAUAUAUUAUGUAUACAGGGUGGCCACAAAACAUGAUUGAGGGAACUUGAAAAAAUAAUAGUGCCUUUGUAAAUGAGAACAUAUUUAUCAAAAUUUGGAUGCUGCAUGAGAAAAGACUGUAUAUGUAUAAGUUGAACUGAUUAUUUUAUUAUUUAUUGUUUUUCUGUGAUGAAAACGAAAUUCACAUGUGAUCACCCUGUGUACCAUUGGAAGAACUGCAUAAUUUAUUAAUUACAUUUAUUAAAUACACAAUUGAUUAUAUACUGGUAUCUACCAAUGACCAAAAUGUUCUCUAAUUGGUUUGUUGAAUACAUUUGCAUAUGUUAAUUUAAGAAAAAGUGUCUCUGUUGUGUAUAAGUAUGGCAAACGAAGCCCUCUUAUAGUUCAACAUAGUAUAUUAAUAGUGCUAAUUAUAGUGUUUAAAGAUUACUUUCAUGUGUGGAAGUAUAUCGAUUUCAAUCAGGAUCGAAGGAGGUGCCUUUCUCUGUUUUUAUACCAUCUUGCUGUUAAUAAAUGCUUUAAAUAAG
Messenger RNA from Agrilus planipennis (emerald ash borer), 4077 nucleotides. RefSeq names its product endoplasmic reticulum junction formation protein lunapark-B (gene Lnpk). Gene Ontology annotation, biological process: endoplasmic reticulum tubular network organization. The transcript is spliced from 6 exons. Gene Ontology annotation, cellular component: endoplasmic reticulum tubular network. NCBI's taxonomy places the organism in Eukaryota, Metazoa, Arthropoda, Insecta, Coleoptera, Buprestidae. The record is from RefSeq and is a predicted model, not a curated record. Bases 511 to 1986 code for a protein of 491 amino acids.